UUGACCAUUUUUCCCUCAAUCAGAAAGUGUCGGUUCCGUCAGAUAGACAACUUUAUGUUCUUGGUGAAUAAUAUAGUUUUCCUAUAGUUUACAUGUUGAAAGCUUUGCCCGUCUACUGUUCGGUUAGACGGGUAUUUACUUCGUUAAUUGUAUUAUCGAUUUACUGGAUCAAUAAUUCAGCCCGACUGUAUACUAUCGCUGUGCAUGUUUAGUGUUUUUUCUUUCUAACCUCCGUGCGGUGGAAAUUGUUUUUCCCAGUCGUCUGCAACAGAGGAAAAUUGAGUGUGACGUACUGGCAUGGCUGUAAUUUUCUAGGCAUCAUCACAAACCAGUGCGAACGUAAUCAAACAGCGCUAAUAAAAUUCCGGGUGUCAUAUUUUUGUUUUAUCUUAUCUGAAUGUCUGGACCACAGCUAAAUACUUAAAGCUGAAUAGAUUCUUAGUCCGAUUUUGCAUACUGAGUGAGUGAAGUGCAUAAAAUCGAUUGCAAAUGUGAUGCGGGAAUAGGCGGAAAACAUGCUAAAAAUAGGUUCAGAACAGUGACAUAAUUUGUGUACGUUUGGGACACCUGUAAAAUAUUCACGGUGCAAUUCGAUAAUGGUUUCAAGUUGCUGAAUUGAUUAUAACUACGGUUAAGCUUCGUUAGAAAAAAAAAUAUGAAACGAACGAGGUUUGUGAUGCAUCAGCAAACAAGUUGUGCUGAAUAAAAACCCAUGACUGAAGCAGAAAAAAACAGUAAACUCUGCACCAAUUGCCGUUUAAAACAAAUUCUCGUACAUUUGCUGGUUGAAUUCAAAUCAGUCAGCUGGACUGGUCAACGCGGAAACCGCUGAUAUCGAUCUAGUAGAAGAGCUAGUUCCCAGGAAGAACGUCAAUCACGAGGGGCAUUCCACAGUGAAGCAAGAUCAAAGCGUAGAAGUGCGGUGAUCGCGAAACACCGAUGGCUCUCAGCAAUUCGCAGUUCCAAAAUAUUGAGGACGAUGACGACGACUUUCAAGAUGCAUGCGAUACGGAAGGACCCUUGCCCUCCUGUUCCAUGGAUCUGGAUGCAGCCCUGCAGGAAGCGAAGUUGGCGGUCAAUUUGUUCUUUAACAACAAAUUUACCGAGGCGGAAGCGCUAAUGAAACCAUGGGCCAAGUCGAGCAUGUACCACUCGGUGGGGCACUCUGUGUUCGCCUACCUGGAGGCAAUGUUAACGUUCGAACAGCAGCACAUUUCGGCGGCAUCCGACGCACUGAAGCAGUGCCUGGGCGUAUGCAAUCGAUACCGGAAGAAGAACACGCUCACCGAAACGAUUGGCAAAACUUUCAAGAAAAUAAACUACGAUCAGUACACGGAGGUGGAGGCCCAUGCUGAGCUGUGCACGGCUGAAGCCAUGCUACUGAAAGCGAUGCUAACCUUCAUCGAGGACGAGACGCUGACGAGUCUGAUAAAGGGCGGAAUGAAAAUCAGAAAUUGUUUCGCUAUGUACAAAGAGUGCAACAACAUACUGACACAACGAAACUGGAAAUCAGAAAGUUCAAAAGUUCAUUUCGAGAGUGGAGUUCGAAUGGGCUUGGGUACAUUUAACUUAAUGAUCUCGCUGCUUCCGGGUAGAGUUAUUAAAUUGUUAGAAUUUAUCGGAUUCUCGGGGAAUAAGCAAUCUGGAAUGCAAGACUUGAUAGCGGGCUCCCAGAGUCUGGGAAUCCGUCAGGUGCUCUGCGUUAUGACACUUUUAGGCUACAACCUUAUUGUUUGUUACGUGCUCAGUCACAAGGAAGGCGAUUUAAAAUACUGUGAUGAGCUGCUUUCGAAGCAGCUAAAGAUUUAUCCUGACGGCGUAUGGUUUCUGUUCUUCAAGGGCCGUCUGGAGUUCAUGAAGGGAAAUCUGGACGAUGCGCUAGCGUGGUACAAAAUGUCAUGGAAAUCGCAAAACGUCUGGCCUCAGUUUCACCAUCUGUGCUUUUGGGAGCUACUGUGGGUGAACUGUUUGCGGUUGGACUGGCGCGAAUCGCUGCUUUUUGCCACGUACCUGGUUGAGCACAGCAAGUGGUCACGUACCAUCUACACAUAUCAAAAGGCAUCCAUCAUGUGCAUGAUUAAACGGACUGAUCUUACGUCAACCGAGCUGCGGACGUUGGACGGUCUGAUGAAAGAAGUGCCAAAGUAUAAGCAACGAAUCGCUGGCAAAUCACUUCCGAUGGAAAAGUUUGCCUGCAAAAAGACUGAACGCUUUUUUGCGCAACAGUCAUUCCUUUACGUUCCUGCGUUGGAGCUGAUGUAUGUCUGGAACUUGUUCAAAAUUCUCGGAAAACAUUUUCAACUGGCCGACGGAGUUUAUCGGAUAGUGGAAGAAAAUUUGAACGAACUAGAACAACGCCAGCAGAAGCGCAUUCACAGUUCGCUGACUCCGUUCGAUGUCGACAACAAGGCAUUGUUGUUGCUGCUGAAGGGAGCCUGCUUGCGACAAAUGGACAGUCCUUUACAAGCCUUGAAAUGCUUGGAAACGGUAGUAGCAAUGUUCAAAGAUCUCAAAGAAGACUUAUACUUGGUACCAUACGCUAUCGUAGAAAUUGCUCUCAUUUACGUUGACCAAGGAAAAAAGGAGCAAGCAAUUCUUGCCUUGGAAGAUGCUAAGAAAAACUACAGUGGAUACUCUUUGGAAUCACGACUUCACUUCCGCAUCCACACGGCGCUGAUCGAACUGAAAGGGAAAAGUUACGAAAACAUUCCGGCUGGUAACGACUAAUAAUCACUUCGUGGAGUGUAAGCCAGGGUCUAGUCUACAUUUUAUUGUUGAAGUACAUACUUAAGUCUGUUUUGAUUGUUUUUGACGGAUUCGCCGGUGCGGGUGAUCCUUCAGGUUACGCAAGCAUUUAAUGGAUUGAGUUGCUUUGAAGGCAUACUUGAGUGGCACCUCUUGAAGGACCUGUGAAGGGUUCUCACCGUGUCGAAUCGGAAGCCGCUCUCUGGGACUACGCCCAUAUCAGGAUAAGAUAGUAAUAAAAUAAAAUGCACCAUGUGAAUGUUGAAA
This is a messenger RNA of Topomyia yanbarensis, 3012 nucleotides long. RefSeq names its product tetratricopeptide repeat protein 39B-like. The record is from RefSeq and is a predicted model, not a curated record. Lineage: Eukaryota; Metazoa; Arthropoda; Insecta; Diptera; Culicidae. Gene Ontology annotation, molecular function: protein binding. The transcript is spliced from 9 exons. The coding region runs from base 940 to 2727 and encodes 595 amino acids.